Messenger RNA from Centruroides sculpturatus (bark scorpion), 1627 nucleotides. RefSeq names its product phosphatidylinositol 5-phosphate 4-kinase type-2 alpha-like. Gene Ontology annotation, molecular function: phosphatidylinositol kinase activity. The transcript has 4 exons. The record is from RefSeq and is a predicted model, not a curated record. Gene Ontology annotation, biological process: phosphatidylinositol metabolic process. Lineage: Eukaryota; Metazoa; Arthropoda; Arachnida; Scorpiones; Buthidae. Bases 33 to 512 code for a protein of 159 amino acids.
UUAAUGAAUUAACUCAUGUCAGUAUACCUGUGAUGCUUCUCCCCGAUGAUUUUAAAGCCUUCGGUAAAAUAAAGGUGGAUAAUCAUCAUUUUAAUAAAGAGAAUAUGCCAAGUCAUUUUAAGGUAAAAGAAUACUGUCCACUUGUAUUUAGAAAUUUGAGAGAGAGAUUUGGAAUAGAUGAUGUUGAUUAUAUGAAUUCUUUGACAAAAUCUCAACCAUUGGCAGUCACUUCCCCAGGACGAAGCGGUGCAAAAUUUUACGAAUCGUACGAUCGGCUUUUUAUCAUUAAGACACUUCAAAGUGAAGAAGUAGAACAGAUGCACAGUCUACUCAAACAGUAUCAUCCUUAUAUUGUGGAAUGCCAUGGGAAAACCUUGUUACCACAAUAUUUGGGUAUGUACCGAUUGACAGUUGAAGGUGCAGAAACUUACAUGGUAGUCAUGCGUAAUAUAUUUAGUAGUUCUCUUAAUGUCCAUCGAAAGUAUGAUCUUAAGGUAAUAUUAAUAUUAUAGAAAUUUUACACAAAUUAUGAUUUAUUGUUAAAUUCAAGGAUCAUUGAAAUGAAAACAAGCCAAAGGACAUAUUAGCAAGAUAAUUGUAACUUGCUAAUAUAUUGUUUGGCUAGUAGAAUUGUUCCUGCUUCUCUUCAUCAAAAUGAAAUCUGUCUCUCUACAGAUAUUUCCUCAGUUCCUCAAAAUUGUGAAAGUCAUGGGAUGAAUCUGGGUCAUAUUGCUGGAGUGUUUUCACUGGAAUUUGGAAAGUCAAUCCUUGAUAAUUUUUGCAGUUUGGGGAAAGGCAUUAAUGUGAAGAAGAAUGACUCCUGAGUGAGUAACCCAGGCCACUUGGUCUUGAUUGAUGAUCGGAGAUUUGAGAGUUUCUGAAUACGGCAUUUCUGUAGGCAAGAAACUAUUAACAGUGGGCCCUUUGUAAGAAAGUAAACUACCAUGAUGAUGUGAAAAAAGGCAGACUAUUAUUACUUAUCAUAUAAUUUCACAGCUACUUGUUAGUGUAUCAUAAUACUAUAGUGGUGCCACUUGUAAUUUAUGCCAAAGAUGCUGCAAUAAACCCAUUCUGUAUUUUAUUGUAUCCUUUGGCAUGUUUUCAUCUGAAUGAUUCUAUAUAAUAGUUUGAUUAAGUUUGGAAUAUUAUAGCAUUAGAGAGGAGUAACACUGAAUAGUUUUGUGACAUUGCUCUCUGAUAUAUAUCAUUAACUGAAAAAGUUUUAUUAGAUGUUUACUAUUUAUCUUUAUCACAUACAGUUUCAGUUGUACCUUAGAAAACAUAAUAGUUUGACCAAGGCAUCUCUUAUUGUAUGAAUAAAAUAUUUGAGAAUAUCAACUGGAACUGUUAAUAUACAAAAUGUUUGCUAUCCAAUAUAUAUUAACAGCUAUAUGUCCCUACUUGGAAGUAUGGUAUUUGUUCUCAUAACUUAUUUUUCAUGCUGUAGGCUGUUUGUAUCUUGUACAAAGUUGUGUUUUGUAGUUAACUAAGACAUCUUCGGAUAUAAUGGACAAUUAACAUUAUUGGAUGUUUGCUUCUCUUUAUUAGUUCUUUAUUCUUGACUGUUAACGUAAUGAUCUAAACAAUUUUAAAUGAACUUAUUCUAAACUGGUCAUCAAAUGUUUUU